AUGGUUCCCAACGCUGACACUGACUCCCGAUUAACCUUUCAGGAAACGGAUGAGGCAGACAAUCCCACUGCCACAUACAUCUUCUCGGGACAGGAUACACACAAGUCGGCUUCCUCGGGUGGUGGAAGGAUCGAUGUUCUAAUUGACCUCGAUGUCAAACAGGACACAACCUCGGACCCCUCGUUAUGGUCCAUAAAACCGCUCGUGACCUACCUGAGUGAUGUGUUUCUUCCCUCGGGGUAUCCCCAGAGUGUGAGCGAUGACUAUCUACCAGCUAUAGCUAUCAAAUAUUUUCCUAACAACCACCUCCUCUCACAAAUAGGACUCCCUCCAAGCAUUCUGCAGCUCAAUAGCAGGACUCCUCUCCUCCCGCGCAGUCCUACAAGGUACGAUUGCCUUUCAAACUACAGAGUCGGCGUCGGCAAUGCAGAUGCCUCCCCAACAUCCGCCUUACUCCUACACAUCUUACAAGACACAUCCGGACGUAUAGCAACAAUUCUCUUCGCCCACCGCGUCGGCACAGCCCUCGAGCCAGAAUGCAAGACAUAUCGACUCGCGGCGGACGUUUUCAACGAUCUCGCCAUGAUCCUGGAUUGUCUGUCACCAAUGGUGCCGGCUGGGGUCAUGCGAGUAUCUGUUCUCAGUACUGCCGGCAUGCUGCACUCGUCGCAAGAGACCGUUAUCUCGCUGGUUGGUAUGUUGGUCGGUUCUGUGGUAGUAUCACACGUCACCGGAUUCACAACAACCUGGGUAGCCCUCCUCACCCUGCUAUCCCUCCAUCUCAGCCUCAACUACGCCGCCGUCCGCGCCGUCCAAAUGACCAGUCUAAACCGGCAACGCGCCAACAUCGUCCUCUCAACUCUCUUCGAGUCCGACACGGACAUCAGUCUCACCGGAAAAUCCAUAACCCUCAAAAAAGAAUCAACCUCGCAACCGGGUAUAUCCCAGCACCCUCAAACAGGCUGCUGCACGGUCCUCACCCCGGCGCAGGUCGCCUCCCAAGAACGCAUAUUCCACCAUGACAGCGCUCUACAGUGGACAUCUCGUUCCAGGAUUUCAACAACGUACCUAGGCAGUGCCGAGAUUGGUAUCUCGCUAGAUUCAUUCUUCAGACAUGCCCGGCGCUACAGCAGCCAAAAUGACCAGCGUAAAAGCGCCUCUUUCCAAACGGUUAUCCCAAUGACUCGCUUGACAACGCUCUUCGCGGACGAACCGUACAUUCUUUUCCUCUUCCCGUCGACGGCAGGGUCAACGUCAACAUGGCAUGCUUCCAUCCUCUUGAAGAAAGGGUGUACAGUGACAGCGCAGCUGAAGGGGUGGGCACACGCGCUUCUCGCGGCAAGGGAGUUGUCUGAAUCCUCUCUCUCUUCUUCUUCGAAAGAGACCGAUCAGGCUAAGGCGAGCCAGGAUGCCUUUGACGUUGUGGCGGGCGUGUUGGCCGUGCUGAAUCGUGGGGAUCGGUUUGGAGGGUAUGUGGCUGCUUUGCAGGCGGCUGGGUGGGAUGUUGAUGUUGGGGCGUUGGAGACUAGGGGUGGGAGGAGGGUUAGUCUAGAUUAG
Molecule: messenger RNA, 1557 nt
Organism: Penicillium daleae
Lineage: Eukaryota; Fungi; Ascomycota; Eurotiomycetes; Eurotiales; Aspergillaceae
Product: RUS1 family protein
Exons: 7
Coding region: 1-1557 (518 amino acids)
Source: RefSeq, a predicted model, not a curated record